Molecule: messenger RNA, 2730 nt
Organism: Bufo gargarizans (Asiatic toad)
Lineage: Eukaryota; Metazoa; Chordata; Amphibia; Anura; Bufonidae
Gene: DNM1L
Product: dynamin 1 like
Exons: 19
Coding region: 138-2276 (712 amino acids)
Biological process (GO): mitochondrial fragmentation involved in apoptotic process; mitochondrial fission
Cellular component (GO): microtubule; mitochondrion; membrane
Molecular function (GO): GTP binding; GTPase activity; microtubule binding
Source: RefSeq, a predicted model, not a curated record
AAUUCUUUCCGCGCCCCUCCCUGGCGCAGUGGCUUGUGGGCCAGGUCAAUGGUUGCUUAGCGGUGGUGCCGGUUGUGGAGAGCAGUGGCCGCCCACCUCCUGUCCCCUCCAUUCAUCGCCCGUCACAGGCCUGAGACAUGGAGGCGCUCAUCCCGGUGAUCAACAAGCUGCAGGAUGUCUUCAACACUGUGGGGGCCGACGUCAUCCAGCUGCCGCAGAUCGUGGUGGUGGGGACCCAGAGCAGCGGUAAAAGCUCCGUCCUAGAAAGCUUAGUUGGCCGUGAUCUGCUCCCCCGAGGCACAGGCAUAGUGACGAGAAGACCCCUGAUCCUACAGCUGGUUCAUGUAUCCACUGAUGAUCGGCGCAAAACCUCUGGAGAGGAGAAUGACCUGGACACCUGGAAAAAUCCAAGACAGUUAUCCAAAGGGGUGGAUGCUGAGGAAUGGGGCAAGUUUCUCCAUACCAAGAACAAGAUUUUUACAGACUUUGAUGAAAUUCGUCAAGAAAUUGAGAAUGAAACAGAGAGGAUUUCUGGGAACAAUAAAGGUAUUAGUUCAGAACCCAUCCAUUUGAAGAUAUUCUCUCCCAAUGUCGUCAACCUGACACUGGUGGAUUUACCCGGGAUGACAAAGGUACCUGUAGGCGACCAGCCCAAAGACAUUGAAGUUCAGAUCCGGGAGCUCAUUUUCCGGUACAUCGGUAACCCCAAUUCCAUCAUUCUGGCCGUCACUGCUGCCAACACGGACAUGGCUACGUCUGAGGCUCUGAAGGUUGCCAGAGAGUGUGAUCCGGACGGGCGGAGAACGCUCGCUGUCAUCACCAAGCUGGACCUCAUGGAUGCUGGUACAGAUGCCAUGGACGUUUUGCUGGGGAGGGUCAUUCCUGUGAAACUGGGCAUUAUUGGAGUGGUCAACAGGAGUCAGCUAGAUAUUAAUAACAAGAAAAGUGUGGCAGACUCCAUCCGGGAUGAGUAUGCUUUUCUACAGAAGAAAUACCCAUCUUUGGCCAAUAGAAAUGGAACCAAGUACCUAGCACGGACACUGAACAGGCUGCUGAUGCACCAUAUCAGAGACUGCUUGCCGGAGCUGAAGACCAGGAUCAAUGUGUUAGCAGCUCAGUAUCAGUCUCUGCUGAAUAGUUAUGGCGAGCCGGUGGAUGACAAGAGCGCCACACUGCUCCAGCUCAUUACAAAGUUUGCAGCUGAAUAUUGUAACACAAUCGAAGGAACCGCAAAAUACAUUGAAACCUCAGAGCUGUGCGGGGGUGCUCGAAUUUGCUACAUUUUUCAUGAAACGUUUGGGAGGACGUUGGAGUCUGUAGAUCCAUUGGGCGGCCUGACUACGAUCGACAUCCUGACCGCUAUCAGAAAUGCAACUGGUCCCCGGCCAGCCUUAUUUGUUCCAGAAGUCUCCUUUGAGCUGCUUGUAAAGCGGCAGGUGAAACGAUUGGAGGAGCCGAGUUUGCGCUGUGUGGAGCUUGUCCACGAGGAGAUGCAGAGGAUUAUCCAGCACUGCAGUAAUUACAGCACCCAGGAGCUCUUGAGGUUUCCUAAAUUACAUGAUGCCAUUGUCGAAGUAGUCACAUGUCUUCUGCGGAAGCGACUGCCAGUGACUAAUGAGAUGGUUCACAAUUUAGUGGCGAUUGAACUGGCUUACAUCAACACCAAGCACCCUGACUUUGCAGAUGCCUGCGGAGUGAUGAACAACAACAUAGAGGAACAGAGGCGGAAUAGAAUAGCCAGAGAUUUGCCCCCUCCUGCAGCGCCCAGAGAUAAGGCUGUACCAGCCGUGGGCACUGGUGACAAUAUCCCUGAUGCUGGGACUGGUAAUUGGAGGGGGAUGUUAAAAUACUCAAAAGGAGAUGACCUGUCGGGUGAAGACAAGAACAGAUCAGCCCAUGCCCUUCCUGCCAGCCCUCAGAGGGGUCAUGCUGUAAAUCUGCUGGAUGUGCCUGUGCCUGUUGCCAGAAAACUUUCCGCCCGAGAGCAGCGCGACUGCGAAGUGAUCGAGCGAUUAAUUAAAUCUUACUUCCUAAUAGUACGGAAGAAUAUUCAGGACAGUGUGCCAAAGGCUGUAAUGCACUUUCUAGUGAACCACGUGAAGGACGCCUUACAGAGCGAGCUCGUGGGUCAGCUUUAUAAAUCCAUGCUGCUGGAUGAUCUGCUCACAGAGUCUGAGGACAUGGCCCAGCGCAGGAAUGAGGCUGCCGAUAUGUUAAAGGCUUUGCAGAGAGCCAGUCAGAUUAUUGCUGAAAUCCGGGAGACACAUCUCUGGUGACCAGGAGUUCAAAACGUCCCAAACGAGAUGGAAGAAAAGUCACACAACUUGUACAGGAGCUCGUCAGUCAGCAUAUACUUGAUCGAAUUCCUGCUAUCCGUAUACAGUACAUAUGGGGGGUACGGAUGUCCAGGAGGGAACCUGAUGUAUUUAGGAAAAAGCUAUACUAUUCACACAAUUAAUAUUGCGUCACAAGUAUCACCCCCACCAUACAGAUUUCUGUUGUGAUUCGAGCUGACCACCUGUUGUGACAAUGGAGCAAAGCAUGCUGGGAAGCCCCUUAUCGUUCCCCUUCACUCACAUGACUGUUCCAUCGGUUUAGUUUUAGGUGAUGUAUGUUUUCUACAGAACCCGUACAGUUCUCUGGAAUUGUGUAAACAUUUGCAUUUUAUUGUUUGAUACUGCACUGAAGUAUUUACACAUUGUCCAUCAUACAAUAAAGUUAUCCAGAACA